Molossus molossus (Pallas's mastiff bat) is the source of this 2710-nucleotide messenger RNA. It is a transcript of the gene ARMC2, whose product is annotated as armadillo repeat containing 2. The record is from RefSeq and is a predicted model, not a curated record. Gene Ontology annotation, molecular function: protein binding. Bases 107 to 2710 code for a protein of 867 amino acids. NCBI's taxonomy places the organism in Eukaryota, Metazoa, Chordata, Mammalia, Chiroptera, Molossidae. Gene Ontology annotation, biological process: cilium organization; sperm axoneme assembly. The transcript has 18 exons.
CUUGCGGGAACUUGGAAAAUGAAUUGAAGCCCUGCCGCUGUAACUGCCUCCCGCUAAUCACAGGAUUUGGUGUCUAGCUGAAGAACAGUUUACUUUAAAAGGAAAGAUGCUAUCUCCAAAUGAUAAAAAGUUAGAGAAGCUGGAUCCGUUUUAUCGACCUUCAGUGGCCAAGCAGAAGACCAGUGCAGAAAUCAUAAGUGAAGCACGAAAUGCAUUAAGAACAGUUGGGACCCAAAGACCAUUUACACCACAGGAAAACCAAAGAAAACUAUUUGGACCUGCAUCUUCAAGGGCACCAGAAAAUAGACCCCCUUCCUCCUUCAGCCUCCACGCGUCCAGUUUUGAGUCAUCCGAUUCCAGGCCCAUUUCUGGCACACGUCUCAGCCCUCUGGAGCUUAAACCAAAAGUUCCGGCACCUCCCACCACAGAGGAGGAUCCCUGCCUUUCCCUUCCCAGACCCCCGGUGGACCCCGCGAAGAUGAGAAGAAUAAGCAGUGCCCGGGCACGUUUAUUCAGGGCGGCCUCCCAGGCGGCUCUGCUGCCGGACAGGACCCUCACUCCCGCCGAGCGAAAGAAGACAGUGGAAUCCAAAGAAACAGUUAGGAUGGGGGACUCUGUGGUGAAAGUCAAUGGGAUUUAUUUAACAGAAUCAAAGGCCAUUGGCCACUUCAAGAGUCACCCACUUCAGCUAACUUAUGAUGGAGGCUUCAGUGAAAUCAAGGAGCCAGAAAUGUGCAAAGGGGCAACAUCCUUGCCAUCUCAUCUCAGAAGCGGAGGGGACCAGGGGAAGAGGCGUUCCAGGGCCUCAUUAUGCCCCAACAGCUCGGACCUGAGCAGGCUGGAGACUAAAGCAGUUUCAAAAACUAACUUGCAAGAAAAGGCUACAGAAACGGAAGCAGACGAUGUCUUUUGGAAUACAAGGAUAGUACCAAUUUUGCAUAAAUUAGAAAAAGGAAGAAGCAUCGAGACGCUCUGCGCUGCUUGUGCUCAGCUGCACGGUGCUUUAGCGGAAGGAAACAUGCUGGGAAAGAAAUUCAAGAGAAGAAGUACUCUCCUGAAGACCUUGUACAAACUAGUGGAUGUGGGUUCGGACCCACUCAGCCUUAAACUGGCAAAAAUUAUUCUGGCACUUAAAGUGAGUAGAAAGAAUCUUCUAAAUGUUUGCAAACUUAUAUUUAAAAUUAGUAGAAGCGAGAAGAAUGAUGCUCUGAUUCAAAGUGACAGCAUUCUGGAAUUGUUAUUGGAAGUCCUGAGAAGCGAAGACCUGCAGACUAACACUGAAGCUUUUCUAUACUGCAUGGGGGCUAUCAAAUUCAUUUCUGGAAAUUCAGGAUUUCUUCAUGAAAUGAUCAGCAAAGGCGCUGUGGAAAUAUUGAUGAAUCUGAUAAAACAAAUCACUGAGAACACCGACAAAUGUGGUGCAUGUUUGCCUAAUUCAGGCCACUUAUUAGUCCAAAUGACUGCUACCCUGAGAAACUUGGUUGAUUCACCCCUAGCAAGAAGUAAGUUGCUGAGCAUCAGUGCCCUUCCCCAGCUCUGCACGGUAAUGGGACAGCACAUGAGUGACAAGGAUGUCUGCACUAAUAUCGCCAGAAUAUUCAGCAAACUUACUACUUACCGCGACUGCUGUAUUGCCUUGGCCAAUUAUUCCAGAUGUUAUGCCUUGUUUUUGAAUCUGAUAAACAAAUACCAGAAGAAGCAGGACUUAGUCGUUCGUAUUGUUUUCAUUCUUGGCAACCUGACCGCAAAAAAUAACCAGGCUCGUGAACAGUUUUUCAAGGAGAAGGGGAGCAUCCCAGCUCUGCUGUCAUUAUUCCACACGUUCUACAGACUGGACCUGCAUCCCAGGAGGCCAGCAGGUGGAGGAGAUGAGCAGCCCACGCCGCAGAAGCCGCAGGCCCAGGGGGAGGACGUGCUCAUCAAGCUGACCCGCGUGCUUGCCAACCUGGCCAUCCACCCGGGCAUCGGGCCGGCCCUGGCCGCCAGCCCGCAGGUGGUGGGCCUGCUCCUUGCCACGCUGGAAUACAAGUCAAUUGAUGCUUGUGAGGAGCUGGUGAUCAACACGAUAGCAACAAUCAACAACUUAUCUUACUACCAAGUGAAGAAUUCUAUCAUUCAAGACCAAAAGCUACAUAUUGCUGAAUUGCUUUUAAAGCUUCUUGGGAGUGACAACAUGGAUGGAAUUCUGGAGGCUGUGCGUGUUUUUGGAAAUCUCUCCCAGGACCAUGACAUCUGCAAUUUCAUUGUGCAGAAGAACAUACACAAGUUCAUGAUUGCGCUGCUGGAUGCGAAGCAUCAGGAUGUCUGCUUUUCUGCCUGCGGUGUUCUCCUGAAUCUCACUGUGGAGAAAGACAAGCGUGCCAUCCUAAAAGAAGGAGGCGGCAUUAAAAAGUUAGUGGCUUGUUUAAGAGAUUUCGGUCCUACCGACUGGCAGCUGGCCUGCUUAGUGUGCAAAACAUUAUGGAACUUCAGUGAAAAUAUCACUAACGCUUCAUCUUGUUUUGGAGAUGAAGACACCAACACUCUCUUGGUGCUGCUGUCAUCAUUUUUAGAUGAAGAACUAGCACUGGAUGGCAGUUUUGACCAAGACCUAAAAAACUAUCACAAACUCCACUGGGAAACAGAAUUCAGACCUGUGGCACAGCAGCUUCUAAGCCGAAUUCAGGCUCAUCAUAGCUUCCUGGAGCCCCUGCCUUUCCCUUCUUCCUAA